Hibiscus syriacus is the source of this 798-nucleotide messenger RNA. RefSeq lists its product as uncharacterized. The transcript has a single exon. The coding region runs from base 1 to 798 and encodes 265 amino acids. Lineage: Eukaryota; Viridiplantae; Streptophyta; Magnoliopsida; Malvales; Malvaceae. The record is from RefSeq and is a predicted model, not a curated record.
AUGGAUGGCAUUAUCCUAACAGGAGAUUAUGAGGAAGAAAUCAAUAUUACCAAAGGUCUUCUUGCUAAGGAAUUUGAAAUCAAGGACCUUGGACAGCUCAAAUACUUCCUAGGUAUGGAAAUUGCAAGGUCAAGAAAGGGAAUAUGUGUUUCCCAAAGAAAAUACGUACUGGAUCUAUUAAAAGAAACUGGGAUGCUUGGAUGUAAGCCAGCUGACACACCUAUGGAUUCAACAACAAAAUUAGGCACUAAAGAAAAUUGUGCACCGGUGGAUAAAGGCAGAUACCAAAGGCUAGUGGGUAAACUAAUCUACCUUUCUCACACACGACCAGACAUUGGUUUUUCUGUCGGCAUGGUAAGUCAGUUUAUGAACAAUCCAAAUGAAGAACAUAUGGAGGCGGUGUAUAGAAUCCUAAGGUAUCUGAAGCUAACACCAGGGAAAGGAUUAUUUUUUGAGAAUAAUCAAAGAAGAGACAUAGAGGUGUUCAGUGAUGUAGAUUGGGCAGGAUUAGUACAAGACCGAAGAUCAACUUCAGGGUAUUGUACUUAUGUGUGGAGAAAUCUAGUCACAUGGAGAAGUAAGAAGCAAUCAGUGGUGUCAAGGAGCAGUGCAGAAGAUGAAUUCCGGGCAAUGGCCCAUGGUAUUUAUGAGGGAAUAUGGCUAAGAAGGGUACUAGAGGAAAUAAGAAUUUCUAGUGAAGAACCUAUGAAGAUGUUCUGUGAUAACCAAUCGGCAUUGCCAAGAAUCCAAUCCAUCAUGAUAGAACUAAGCAUGUGGAUAUUGAUCGGCACUUCAUAA